Vombatus ursinus (common wombat) is the source of this 2661-nucleotide messenger RNA. It is a transcript of the gene ENGASE, whose product is annotated as endo-beta-N-acetylglucosaminidase. The record is from RefSeq and is a predicted model, not a curated record. Gene Ontology annotation, biological process: protein deglycosylation. The coding region runs from base 740 to 2641 and encodes 633 amino acids. Lineage: Eukaryota; Metazoa; Chordata; Mammalia; Diprotodontia; Vombatidae. Gene Ontology annotation, molecular function: mannosyl-glycoprotein endo-beta-N-acetylglucosaminidase activity. The transcript has 13 exons. Gene Ontology annotation, cellular component: cytoplasm.
UCCUCAAGGAGCCUACAUUCUAAUAAGACAGACAAAAAAAGAAUCUAUCUGAGGGUAUUUUAAGCUGGGUGUGGCAAUGGCUCCAAGUCUUCCUAGUCUCUUUCUGUCAAUACCUCCUCGCUCCCCCUUUUCAGCUUUCUUUUCUGUAUUUUCUUCCCCCAUUACAUUGUAAAUUACUUAAUGGCAGAGACUGUCUUUUUCCUUUUUUUCUAGUACUUUAGCACAGUGCCUUUUGAAGGCAGUUUUUCUACUAUGAUAUAACCUGGCCUUAGUCAUUUGGAGUAAGUCUUCUGGGUUGGCUAUUUUAGAGGACAUGAUAUCUAAUGAGCAGAGGAAGGUUAGAAUCACCCAGAAGUCUCAUAAUCAAUCAACUAGUAUUUGACCCAGGUUGCCAAUAUACUGAAAUGUGUUAUGUAAUGUGAGCGAUUGUACAAAAUUUGGGAAGAUAGGUUGAAUUUCUUUGCAGGAUGUUUGUGGACUAGAAAAUUCAAGGAGAAAGAUUUCUUCUAUCUUAAUCCUAGUCCAUUUUGUACUAAUAGCUUCUUGGUGUUUUUUCUUUUGCUAAAGUGUGGAAGACAGCCAGAAUCCAGUCUUUCGAGAGGUGAUCAAUUUUAAGCCAACUCCCUUGCCAGUUAGAAACUAUGACAAGAUCACCACUGAACCUGUCAGCUUUUACUUUUCUUCACUGGAGGAGCUUCUGGCAUGGACACCAGGUAGUGAGGAUGCCUUUAACAUUGCUAUGAUACCCCUAGCAGAUCGCCAACCCUCACUUCAAAGCCAGAGACCUCGGACUCUGGUGUGCCAUGACAUGAUGGGCGGUUACUUAGGUGACAGGUUUAUUCAAGGCUCUACGACAGAGUCUCCCUACAUCUUCUACCACUGGCAAUUCAUUGACAUCUUUGUGUACUUCAGCCAUCGCACAGUCACCAUCCCUCCAGUGGUCUGGACCAAUGCUGCCCAUAAGCAUGGGGUCUCUGUGCUAGGGACCUUGAUCACAGAGUGGACAGAAGGUGGGCGGCUCUGUGAGAAAUUCUUGUCUGGAGAUCCAUCCUCUUACCAGAAGGUGGCGGAUCAGCUAGUCCGCAUUGCACAGUUUUUUCGCUUUGAUGGCUGGCUGAUCAACAUUGAGAACCCACUGAGCGCACCUGCAGUGGGGAACACUCCUUUUUUCUUGCGAUACUUGACUGACCAGUUACACCAAUAUGUACCAGGUGGAUUGGUGAUUUGGUAUGAUAGUGUAGUGAAGGAUGGACAGCUAAACUGGCAAAAUGAAUUGAAUGAAAGAAAUAGGGUAUUCUUUGACUCCUGUGAUGGCAUCUUUACCAAUUACAACUGGAAGGAGGAACACCUGCAACGCAUGGUAUCCUUUGAGGGGCGAAAGGCAGAUGUGUAUGUAGGAGUGGACAUAUUUGCCCGGGGAAAUGUCGUGGGAGGUGGAUUUGACACAAAUAAGUCACUAGAGCUGAUCCGGAAGCAUGGGUUCUCAGCUGCGCUCUUUGCUCCUGGCUGGGUGUAUGAGUGCUUGGAUAAUAAGGAUUUCUUCCAGAACCAGGACAGGUUUUGGAGUUUGCUGGAGCAAUAUCUGCCCACUCACAGCAUUUGUUCCCUGCCCUUUGUCACCUCAUUCUGUCUGGGCUUGGGAACACGGAGAUUCUCCUAUGGACAGGAAGAGACAAUAGGACCCUGGUACCACCUGAGUGCUCAGGAAAUCCAGCCUAUCUUUGGAACCCAUACAUUAGAAAGUGAGUCUGGUUGGGUGAGGAUUCACAGCUGCUUAAUGGAUGCCUGGAAUGGAGGAAGCUCCCUUCUCGUGCAUGGAAUGAUUCCUUCCAACACUGGGAAGGUAGCUGUGAGGCUUUUUUCUCUGCAGGUCCCAGCACCACCAAAAAUUUAUCUGUCCCUGAUAUACAAACUGGAAGGGCGCACAGAUAUCACUGUUGCAUUGGAACUCUCCACCCUGGAUGUUAGAAGAUGUAACAUUGGAGGCAUCUCAUCUGUACAUGGGCCAACCACUAGGCACACUCCCCGACCUCUCCAGAUGCCCCCAGCCAAGCUGCUCAGGUGGGUUGGUAGAUGCAGCCAGCAGUUCGACGGGGGCUGGAUCCAUCGCUGCUAUGAAGUGAAUCUUCAGAGCUGCUUUUUGCAAGACAUCUUUGUUAAUUUCACACGCCCCUUGGGCAGCCAGAAGGAUGAAAACUUUACUUGCCGCCUUGGAGAAAUCCAGGUAGUGGACGCAAACAGCCUAAUGACACCCUUGUCCCAGGUCCGGGACCUAACUGCCUCCCACACCUGCUGGCAGCAUAUCCACUCAGAAUUACACAGGUUCAAAAUAAAGCUUCUUCUCAGCUGCACUCUCUGCUGGUCCUACCUGUUACCUCAAGCCUAUGGCUUCCGAAUCUACCAUCGGGGAGGGAACUAUUCCUGUAGAAAGGAGCUGCUGGACUCAGAAGAGCCCACGUUCUUGGGUCUAGCCCAUACUAAUAUGUACCGUGUGGUAAACCUGGAAGUAGAAGAAGCCCCAGCUGGCCAAGACUGCUUUGUGGAGUUCUUGGUACAGCCUAUUCCCAAGGAAGGAUUCUUGGUUCCUCAGGCAGAGUGGGGCAGAUUGACUCUGCUGUACUCAAAACCCAGUAAGCAUUAAAGCAGCACUGUCUCAUUGAC